Messenger RNA from Saccostrea echinata, 1590 nucleotides. RefSeq lists its product as uncharacterized. The transcript has a single exon. Bases 31 to 1590 code for a protein of 519 amino acids. Gene Ontology annotation, biological process: positive regulation of DNA-templated transcription. NCBI's taxonomy places the organism in Eukaryota, Metazoa, Mollusca, Bivalvia, Ostreida, Ostreidae. Gene Ontology annotation, molecular function: zinc ion binding; protein binding; ubiquitin-protein transferase activity. The record is from RefSeq and is a predicted model, not a curated record. Gene Ontology annotation, cellular component: chromatin; nucleoplasm.
UCAUGAAAUUUACUCCAUUUUAUUGCAGAAAUGGGCACCCCACAGGAUCUUCUGAAGUGUGGUAUCUGUUGUGUAAACAGGAGUCUGCCAGCAUACUGUGUAGACUGUGCAGAAAAACUGUGUGCAGAAUGCUGGAAGAACCAUCCACAGCAAGUCAAAGAUGAUCAUAUGGUCCUCCCCAUGGCCGAGUCAAAGUGCCCUGAACAUUUCAAAUUCUAUGCUGUCCACUGUAAGAUGUGUGACAUUCCAAUCUGUAGAGAUUGCUUGAUUGAUUCCCAUAACGGACACAAGUAUUCAAGUAUCAAUCAGGCCAAAGAUGAGAAAAUAAAAGAAGUAAUCAAGUAUACCAAACAUUGGAGAGAGAAUAUCUGUCCAGUUUAUCAGGCUUUGGAAGACCAGGCUAAAGCACAAAGGGGCAGUUAUGAAUCAGAAAUAGUUGCUGUGAAGAUGACAAUUAAUGGACAGAGAGAAAUGCUGAAAACAAUGGUUGAUAAUUUGUGCGAUGACAUGAUAGAAUCCGUCCAAACAACCCUUGCAGCUCACAGCAAUCAAAUAAACAGUGAAUUGCAAGAAAUAGUUACACGAAAGUGGGAAAUUGAAGAUGAAAUCAGAAAGAGUGAGGGAAUGUCAGAAAAAGGAAUAUUGGAAAUCAAGGAAUUUCUUGACACACUCCCUCAUCUGAGGGACUCUCUUGCUACACCUCCAACACUGUCCAUGCCAAUACCUUCCAGAUUUUUUCCUGCUGAAAUAUCAGAAAGAACUCUAAAACGCAUGGUUGGCAGUAUUCUGCAAGUCAGUAUGCACAGCAGUUUUUCCUGCAAACUUCCAGUAUCAAAUAUCCAAGCCUGUUCAGCCAAUGAAGUAUGGGUAAGCUUCCAUGAUGAAAAACUGCUUACCAAAUAUUCAUAUAAACAGGAAAAAGGCACAGCAGUGGAGAUGGAGAACCUGAACCUGCAGUUCAAACCUGAGUGUUUCCUUCUCUUAAAAAAAGACUGCCUUCUUGCAUCAGACAGGUUCAACCAUUGCAUUUGGAAAAUUGAGAACAAAGGAAAGCCACAAACAUUCAUAAAAACUUCUCCAUCAAACCCAAAGGGCAUGUGCCUGAACAACAGACAAGAACUUGUCGUCUGCAUCUCAGGAUUGACUGGUAGUCUAAGAAUUUACUUUGGGGACAAGUACCAAAAUAGCAGAGAUAUUGCCAACCAUCUUCUCAAUGCUCCCAAUCGAGUAGCUCAAAAUGGUGAUGAAAACUACAUUGUCCUAGACGACCACCUCCAAACUCACUAUGUCACUGCCAUAGACACUAAAGGAACACUCCAGUGGAAAUUCAAAGGUCUGGAGGAGACUAAACAAUUCUUUUUCCCUAGAAGUGUUUGCUGUGAUUCUUUGAUGAACAUUAUUCUCUCUGACUUUGGGAACAAUUCUGUGUUGCUUCUGGAUAAAGAUGGCAAAUUUCUGAUGAAUCUUCUUAGUGACAAAUAUGGCUUACAGAGCCCCAGGGGAGUAUGUCUGGACAGAGAGGGAAAACUGUGGGUGGGACAAGGGGAUGAUGGAAAGGGAGAGUGCCACAUUGUUAAAUAUAUUAAAUAG